AUGUCGAUUCCUGUCUUCAAGCCAUUCAUGCACGAUGGUGACCGUUACCUGACUGCCACUGAUGCUUUCUGUGUGGCUACAUAUGGCCACCAAGUAAUCACAACUCCCAACAUGAAAUUAAUUCCCCAACCCUUCAACAACGAAUCCGACAUCAUUCAAGCGCGCACAGAUGUUUUUGCAAUCCCACGCCAGGAAGCCUAUGCGGACGACUCAAGCAUGAUGUACGCAUGGUUCAGACCAACUUUCGCAAGUGACUUCACGCCCAUUUCUCCCGGCAAUCUUUUUGGUCAACUCAAGACCGACAUUGUCGGCCACCUCAAGCGCUUGUACAAGAAGGCCAAUACUGCGGUUGGGUGGGCGCAUGCAAUGCGCGCUGUCUACGAGCGCUUCCAGCAAGCCAUGGCCUGGCACGACAUCGUCAUAAUCGUUGCUGAAUAUCAGCGCUGGUUUCUCGAUAUCUGGGCGGUUAUAGACUAUUACGAAAUUUAUCAAGCCUCACAUGCGAUUCGUCGACACUACGCACAAGAUGUCGCUAUCACUACGAAGGUGCACGCUGCUGGAGUUCCUGUCUGGCUUAUUCGCGAUGCCAGACUUGUCAAUGCCAACAUGAACAUCGUCAAAGUCGUUUCCUUCACACCACCUGAUGACCUCGUCAUCGGCAUGUAUCAUGAUCCUGUCAAACUCUUCGCCCAACCAUUCGACAUCAUCAACAGAGGUCCCAAUAAUCGCAAGCGUCAUGAGGCCGCUCGUCAGCCGUAUUCCAACUUUGAGAAGCUACCGGUUUCAACACCCCAAGUGGAACAGAUGGUAACGAGGGAGUCAUUGGUAGGAAGGGCGCGCGUAGACAAAGGGAAGGCCAAAAUGAGUGCCAAGCCUGCGCCGUACAAUGCAACCGCUCCGCGUCAGAAUAAAGCUGUAUCUGGCCGUGACAAGUGGUCUGAUAUAGAUCACCCUUAUAUGCCGCCAAUGAACUCUUUCUUCAAGAUAGCGUUGGAGGACGCAAACAAAGAUAUUAUUCGCAUCAAGCAUCCCAGAGACAAAAUGGAUGAUGGGUACUCGCUUCCCGAUCCAGGUUUAUUCGUUAACGUUCUUUCCCCGCAAUCCUUGGUGAAGUACCUUGCCAACUGGCUGGCAUGCCGCCCUACCUGGAUAGAACGUGUCUAUGACGAAAGGCCUCGACCUCUUCCUCGCGCCCAGAACUGGCGCGAUUUCUUGAUAUCUCAGCACGCUCAGGAACCUUCGAACACGCGGACGUCCGGCAAGACCAGCAAGUCGAAAGCAGCGACUGCUUUACUUUUCCAAAAGGAAGUUCCGGUACUGCGGGCCUUGUGGGCAGGACCCACAAAUGUUCACUGGCGUGGAAAGGAUAUAGCCAUUUCCACGCUCGACAAUCCCCCCGCAGAUCUCGCACGCCAAAUCGUAUAUGAAAUCUGUGAGCAAAGUUUUCGAUAUGAGCUUCUGGACCUGGAUGAGCAUCUUGGGCGCGAUGCACGUAAGGACAAGGAGGCGAGGAAGGAAAGGAUGGAGCUUCUUCGUAGCAUCUUCCCGUCGAAGUCGUUGAAAGUUUGGAACAGGGACUUACCUCAAGAGAACGACGGACUCAAUGCGCCAUCUUUCGACGCCGCUUUACCAUAUUUCGAAAGUUUCCGCAAGGUGUUGUCAGCGUGGGAGCACUUUCCCGAGUCCCUCAAACAACCUUUUGAUGCUACCGGACGUGAGCACAACAUAUGGAAGGGGAUGAAGGAAUGUUGUCUCUUUUACGUUCAGUCUUAUUUCGACAAUACUGGUCGUCCACCUGUCGUUCCUCACUUACUGUAUUCGGUCGCCUAG
Suillus subalutaceus is the source of this 1830-nucleotide messenger RNA. RefSeq lists its product as uncharacterized. The record is from RefSeq and is a predicted model, not a curated record. Bases 1 to 1830 code for a protein of 609 amino acids. The transcript is spliced from 6 exons. Lineage: Eukaryota; Fungi; Basidiomycota; Agaricomycetes; Boletales; Suillaceae.